Molecule: messenger RNA, 1186 nt
Organism: Ooceraea biroi (clonal raider ant)
Lineage: Eukaryota; Metazoa; Arthropoda; Insecta; Hymenoptera; Formicidae
Gene: eIF2Balpha
Product: eukaryotic translation initiation factor 2B subunit alpha
Biological process (GO): translational initiation
Cellular component (GO): eukaryotic translation initiation factor 2B complex
Molecular function (GO): translation initiation factor activity; guanyl-nucleotide exchange factor activity
Source: RefSeq, a predicted model, not a curated record
AAUGGAUAGUAUUGAGAGAACGAGGGAUGGAGAGUGUGUUAACCUAAAGAGCAAAAUUUGACAUAUUAUCUAUUUAUUAAUUAUCGGAACAACCAGUUACAUGCAAAUUUGACAAAUCGUAGCAAUGGAUAGGAGAGAAAUCCGUCAAUACUUUAACGAUAUCAUUAAAAAUGAGAAGGACGUGUCCGCUGGGAUGGCUGCAAUUCGUACUUUAUUAAAAGUACUGGAACACUCGAAAUCAGAAACAGUUCAGGAACUCCGGGGUUGCUUGCAAGAUGCAAUCGAUGCUAUGAGAUCCACAGAAACUCCCGUCACCGCAAUUGCCUCCGGCAGUGAAUUGUUCCUCCGUUUCAUCACACUAGCGACAUUGGAUACUCCUUCAUUUGCAGAGUGCAAAGGAAUCAUGUUAGACAGAGGCAAGAUAUUCUAUGAGAAACUAGUUGCAGCGCGAGGGAAAGUAGCUAAAGUAGCGGAACAUUUUAUUACAGAUGGUUCGACUAUACUUACACACUCCAAAUCGAGAGUUGUGCUGCAAGCAAUGAAGGAAGCAGCCGCAAACAAUAAAAUAUUCGAGGUAUACGUGACAUCAUCUUCGCCUGACAAUAUCGGUGAAGAGAUGUGCAGGAACUUAACGAAACUAGGAAUAUCGUGUACGAUGAUCUUGGACUCUGCAGUGGGAUAUGUGAUGGAACAAGUGGAUAUGGUGAUGGUAGGAGCUGAGGGUGUCGCAGAAAGUGGCGGUGUGAUCAACAAAAUAGGCACGUAUACAAUGGCCAUAUGUGCGAAAGAGAUGAAGAAACCAUUUUACGUAUUGACAGAGAGUUUCAAAUUCGCAAGGAUCUAUCCCUUGAACCAGGUAGACCUGCCUAACGAAUUUAAGUAUACAUCCAGUACUCUAAGUAAUGAUCUGAAGAAGGAGCAUCCAUUAGUGGACUAUACUCCGCCUCACUACAUCAGUUUGUUGUUCACCGACUUAGGAAUUCUGACGCCGUCAGCUGUUAGUGACGAACUCAUAAAAUUGUAUUUAUAAUUCGGAAUUUUUUUCACACAAAUACACUAAUAUAUGUGAAAUUUCUAAAUUUUAUUUGUAAAUUUCUAAAUUUCACGAUAUAACAUAGUAAUACAUAGAGAUAUGUUACUUGUUGAUAAAGUGUUUCUUAUUCUCUUUCUAAAUAAAUGCUAAAAU